CCAUCUUUAAGCAGCUUUUCUGUUGAAUUGGUUGAAGGUUACAGUGGUACCGAGAGCUAUUUCAAGGAUCCGUUACCAUACAAGACAGUAAAUAAGAAUAGCAAUACCUCAUUGACAACUACUUAUCGUCACUCUGACAGUUUGGCGUGAGGUGCGUCUUUUGGUUUUUGCAAAUUCUUUCGAUUAGAAAUAGGGAGUUUGGAAUAUAAUAGUUUUCUUUUGGAGUAUCUAUCUUAUAAAGCUAUCUAUUAGUAUCUCUCGCACAUAAAUCUAUAUUUCUGGCUGGUUAUCUAACUAUCGUUUCUUACUACUUUCUUCUUUCCUUUCAUAAAACAGACUUGGAGUUAGAAGUACGCCUAAACAAAGAUAUAAAAUAAACAAGAACAGAGAGAAAAAACAAACAAAACCAAAACAAGUGAAACUAAAAUCAAAGUUAUCAAUAUUGUCAAUAAAGUAAAAUUGAAAAUAGGAGGAAUCCGGUGUUAAGAGCAGCGAAACGGUAACAUCAUCAUUAUUAACACCACCACCAACAACAACGACAGCCAAAGGAUUAAAAAAAUAUAUCUAUGAAACCGGUCGAUCGAUAAAAUCAACAGAUUUCCUAUCUUAUUCACAAAAAGUCGUCAACUUAUAAACUGAGAAACUCAUAAUUUCGACGGAAUAACAAAAAGUAAUGAAUUAUUGGAUAGUCAGCAACUAAAAUUAAAGCAGACAUGGGUCACACAUUAUCAGAACCUGUGACUUCGAAGACUACGUCCAGUUGUGAAAACCAUUAUGUAAAAGUUGGUUCAUCUUGCAUGCAAGGAUGGCGAAUCAAUAUGGAAGAUGCGCAUACACAUUUACUGUCUUUACCAUCAGAUAGAGAUUGUUGCUAUUUUGGAGUUUUUGAUGGACAUGGAGGGGCUAAAGUUGCUCAGUAUGCAGGGAAUAACUUGCACAAAAGAAUAGUCUGCAGUGAAUAUUACAGUCGUGGAAACAUUGCAGAGGCUUUACGGCAAGGAUUUUUGCAAUUAGAUACUGAAAUGUUGAAAGAUGAUACAAUGAAAGAUGAACUGGCUGGUACCACAGCUCUUGUAGUUUUGCUGAAAAAUAAUAAGCUCUAUUGUGGUAAUGUUGGUGAUUCUCGUGCAGUAGCUAGUGUAGCAGGUAUGGUGGAAGUAUUAUCGUUUGAUCACAAACCAAGCAAUGAUAAUGAAACCCGACGAAUUGUUGCAGCUGGAGGUUGGGUGGAACUGAACCGAGUUAAUGGGAAUUUGGCACUGUCAAGAGCUUUAGGAGAUUUUGUUUUCAAGAAGAAUGAUAAGAAAAAACCAGAAGAACAGAUUGUAACAGCAUUCCCAGAUGUUGUAGAGAAAGACAUCACCCUAGAUUGGGAAUUUAUAGUUUUAGCUUGUGAUGGUAUAUGGGAUGUCCUGGAAAAUGAAGAUGUUGUGAAAUUUAUACGAGCUCGCAUUGCACAAAGGAUGCCGCCAGAAACAAUAUGUGAAGAACUGAUGACAGCCUGUCUGGCUCCUGAUUGUAACAUGGGUGGUCUUGGCUGUGACAACAUGACCGUUGUUCUUGUUUGCUUUCUACAUGGAGGGACAUAUGAUGAAUUGGCCAAGAAAUGUGCUAGACCAGUAACUCACUCUAUAAGUGCUCUUCACAAUGAUAACUCUUUAAAUUCUUUAGACUUGAAAUAGUAAGACUGACACCCAUAGCCUAGUAGUUGUUGUUGUUAACAUUGAUGUUAAUGUUGUUUUGUUGUGUUGGACAUUGUUAAUAAAUACAUUGAAAUGUUGA
Messenger RNA from Octopus sinensis (East Asian common octopus), 1782 nucleotides. RefSeq names its product probable protein phosphatase 2C T23F11.1. Gene Ontology annotation, biological process: protein dephosphorylation. Gene Ontology annotation, molecular function: protein serine/threonine phosphatase activity; cation binding. The transcript is spliced from 10 exons. The record is from RefSeq and is a predicted model, not a curated record. Bases 714 to 1682 code for a protein of 322 amino acids. Lineage: Eukaryota; Metazoa; Mollusca; Cephalopoda; Octopoda; Octopodidae.